UCUUCGUGGUUGUUUUUUGACUCUUCGUGGUUGUUUUUUGUCUCUUCGUGGUUGUUUUUUGUCUCUUUGUGGUCAGGCUGUAGUCCGUCCAUCAUCGGAGCAGCUCUCGAUCAUUAUCUCGUGGCACAGUGAAAUCGAUGGCAUGUUCAUUAAAGGAGGAGAUGAUUCCACAUAAUGAACUGACACUAAGUGUUAAUGUGACCUUCAGCUGUGAGUCACAGUCUGACCUCUGACCUCGAGACAACAGGUCUGUUUAAUAUUAACUGCAUGGAUACAUCAUCAAUCACAGGAAAACACGUCCACACGCUCUCAUGUGACGUCCUGAAUACAUGAAUAAUAUGCGAGCGAGCAGCUGACAGCAGGAGGAGGAGACAGUAUAAAUACAGGAGGGAGGAACGUGAUGAGCAAGAGGACGAGGAAGAAAUAAAGUAAGAAAGGAGGUGCUGCAGGAGAACCCACGAGGAGAAACACAGUUUGGAAUUCGACACCAAAGAAGAAAAGAAAUAUAAGAUUUAUAUUUGUGUUGGAUCUUUAAUCGUUCGACUCGUUUUUUAAGUGUUUUUGAUGAUGGAGAGCGUGCGAGCUGCCGUCUACCUGUCCGUCUGUCUGUCUGUGCUGACAUCACUCUGUCAGGGUCAAAGGUCGCCCGACGAGCCGAGCAUUGGACUCACAACCAAAGAGCUGGCUGAAGCUCUGCAGGGUCUCCUGGAUGAAGCUGACAGCAGUGUUGGACUCUCCGUGGAGAAGAAAGCCAGCGUCAUCCCGCGGUGUGAUGUGGGUGAGCGCUGUGCGAUGAAGCAUGGACCUCGGAUCGGUCGACUGUGCGACUGUCUGAGAGGAACGGCCUGCAACACCUUCUUCUUGCGCUGCUACUGAACACACACACACACACACACACACACACCUGUCUCACCUGUCUCACCUGACUCUCUCUCUCUGCAUGUCUCUGUCUUUGUUUUAGAGUUU
Messenger RNA from Larimichthys crocea (large yellow croaker), 966 nucleotides. It is a transcript of the gene cart4, whose product is annotated as cocaine- and amphetamine-regulated transcript 4. Gene Ontology annotation, molecular function: neuropeptide hormone activity. Lineage: Eukaryota; Metazoa; Chordata; Actinopteri; Sciaenidae. The record is from RefSeq and is a predicted model, not a curated record. The coding region runs from base 565 to 876 and encodes 103 amino acids. The transcript is spliced from 4 exons. Gene Ontology annotation, biological process: adult feeding behavior; positive regulation of MAPK cascade; G protein-coupled receptor signaling pathway.